Messenger RNA from Thecamonas trahens ATCC 50062, 1411 nucleotides. RefSeq lists its product as uncharacterized. The record is from RefSeq and is a predicted model, not a curated record. Gene Ontology annotation, cellular component: membrane. Lineage: Eukaryota; Apusomonadida; Apusomonadidae. Bases 502 to 1389 code for a protein of 295 amino acids. The transcript has a single exon.
GAAAGACGGCGGCAGCGGAGGGUAUAGGAAACAAGGGAUGAGAAGCAACACUUGACAACAGCAAGGACCAUCACUAUUGAUGUCAAGGGAGUCUACAAACACCUCAAAUUCAAUGUCAACAACUUCGCAGAGUCCAGCAAGCACGCCAAGGAGCGGAGUCACGAGCGGGCCCGGCUCGGCAGCACACGGCCAAUUCAAUCAGCCACCCGCCACCUAUGAUGAAGAGGCGGCGCUCCUCGGCUCUGUCCAACGCAAGAGCAUUGUGGAGGAUGUUCAGCUCAACUCUGUGAAUGGCAUCCCACAUGUGGAAGACCGCCCCAAGCAGUCGAUGUGGAUGCAGAUCCUUGGCUACACCGCCCUCCUCGCCGCCAUUGUCUCGUGGCUCCUUGGUGCAGAGGCAUCACGUGCUGUGGAGACUGGCGACAAUGCCUACAAGUCAUACUUUUUAUCGUUUGGUUCGGCCAUGUCUUCCCGGCUCUUUUCCUGCCUGUCGGAUGGUUUAUGCUCCGCUACAAGGAGCACUGGCGGACCCUCCCGCAUCCUGUCCAUGGCAAGGAUUUUGAGUGGAGCUCGUUUGGCGAGUUCCGCGUGGCCUGGAAGCUGACCUGGGGCCAGAUGGCUUGGCGUGGCUUCUGGCUCGCCGGCGCUUACAUGGUGCCGGACAUCUUCUGGUUCUCGUCGCUCUCCAUGACCUCGGUCGCUGCCGCCACCACCAUCUUCAACUCGUCGACCGCCUUUGUUGUCCUCUUCUCCAUCUUUCUCCUCGGCGAGCGCCCGUCGCUCAUCAAGUUUGGCGCCGCCAUCCUCGCUGUCGCCUCCUCGGCCAUGGUCUCGUUUGCUGACAACAUUGCACCGUCUCAUGGCUCAAACUCCGACACCUCGUCGUCCAAGCCAUCGAAUCCGGUUCUUGGCGGCCUGUUUGCCUUCCUUGGUGCUGUCCUCUACGGCCUCUACGAGGUCGUCUACAAGCGGUUUGGCCUGGUGACUGGCGAGAACGAUCCGCUGCCGAUGGUCAUUAUCGUCGCCGGCCUUAUGGGUGUGGGCAACACUCUGGGCCUUGCCCCUUUCAUCCCGCUUCUUGACUGGACUGGCUUGGAGGAGUGGCACCUGCCGGUUGCUGACAAGUGGCCCAACUUUGUCAUCAUGUCUGCCAUGCUCGCCGUCUUUAUCGUCUCGCUCAUGACCUCGAUUGCUCUUCUCCCCUCUCCGACCUACGUUGCUGUUGGCAUCACUCUCACUGUUCCGGGCUCGCUCGUCCUUGACGCCGUCCUCCACGGCGCCUCGUACUCGUGGCCAUUCCUUGUUGGCUCGCUCGGUGUCAUCCUCUCCUUUGGCCUCAUCGUCGCCAAGGAGCACCACCCAGCCCUUCUCAGCCAUCGCUGGCUGUAGUGUAAACCAGUGUCAUUUACUA